Molecule: messenger RNA, 2651 nt
Organism: Notodromas monacha
Lineage: Eukaryota; Metazoa; Arthropoda; Ostracoda; Podocopida; Cyprididae
Source: the annotation of a GenBank genome assembly
ACUGAAUAUAGGAUCAUUUGGAAUCUCCAUGCCUAUUUUCUAAAACGAUUUUUUUUAGAAAUAAAUCUUUAUGACCCUCCUGAACUUUCAUUUCUCUCUGGCAUUUAAUAUUUCUUUUUUUCAGUGGGUCAACAGGAAAGCCCAAGGGGGUGAUGCACACUGUCGCAGGCUACAUGCUUUAUGCUGCAACUACUUUCAAAUAUGUGUUUGACCACAAGCCUGAAACGGACAUAUUCUGGUGCACAGCUGACAUUGGAUGGAUCACUGGUCAUACUUGCGUUGUCUAUGGUCCUUUACUCAAUGGCGGAACUUCUGUUUUUAUUGACCGCAGAAUGCUUGAUAUUGGCCCAAGGCCAUUGGUACCCGGUCAGCCGCCAGCCAGUCAAUUCACGGUCGCGCACCCGCCAGCCAUCAAACGCCAGUCCCUCCAAUUGCCAGCCAGGGCAGUGCUUGGUAUCUCCAAUUCCCAGCCCACCAAACCGCAGUCCGGUCACCCGAUUGUCGAGGCACCCCAACAAUCGGGAAACCAUUCUGCUUCCCAAAGACUGGAAAGACACUGCAACCAGGAUUUUAGAAUCAAUGGGAUCCUAGUCACCCGAUUGUUGGGGUGCCUCGACAAUCGGGUGACCGGACUGUGGUUUGGUGGGCUGGGAAUUGGAGAGACCAAGCACUGCCCUGGCUGGCAAUUGGAGGGACCGGCAUUUGACGGCUGGCGGCUGGAAGGUGUGCCAACACAUCCCCAUGGGGGUCGGAUUUGGGAUAUUGUUGACAAAUAUGGAAUUACGCAUUUGUACACUGCGCCAACUGCCAUUCGGUUACUCAUGAAGCUCGGAGAUGCACUUGUCAAGAAAUAUUCUAGGAAAUCUCUGAGGCUUCUGGCCACUGCUGGCGAGACCAUAAACCCUGCUGCUUGGCUCUGGUUCUAUGAAGUGGUUGGUGAAAAACGGUGUCCUGUAGUGGACACAUUUUGGCAAACAGAAACCGGUGGCCCCAUGGUCACUUCUUUGCCUGGUGCACAUCCAGCCAAGCCUGGUUCUGUUGUAAGAAGGAAAUCCACCUCAUCCAGAGGUGGUUCAUUGUGCAAAAAUCUGUUGCACAGGAGGUCCAUUGUGCGGGGAAGGAAAUCCACCUCAUCCAGAGGUGGUUCAUUGUGCAAAAAUCUGUUGCACAGGAGGUCCGUUGUGCGGGGUGCUCGCAGGGACGAAGACGGCUACAUUUGGAUGACAGGUCGGAUCGACGACAUGCUCAACGUUUCCGGCCACUUGUUGUCCACGGCGGAAGUGGAGUCCUGUCUGGCCGGACAUCCGGACAUUGCGGAAGCUGCAGCCGUGUCCACGCCACACGUGCUCAAGGGCGAGAGUAUCUACUGCUUCAUCACGCCGAAAGAUGGCGUUGCGUUCGACGACCGCCUCGUCGCCGCCCUCAAGGCCAGAGUAGAGGCACAUAGUGCGGAUUCCGCCAAGCCAUCUACUUCAAAUACCAGUGCAAACGGAAACAAAACAACCAACAUAACUCCCAUAAUGGAACCAAGACCCAUCAGGCUGAGCAAAACCCCAAUUGUGAGAAUGGUUCGUAAGGGUGACAAGGCAUAUGAUGAGUCAAAUCUGGAUAUGAAGCUUAAACUUUUUGAUGAAGCAAUAGAAGCUGCUACGGAUAUACAUUCCUACCUUGAGGGAAUACAAGUUGAUUAUCUGGAAGAAGGGGACGCUCACAAAAUAAUUAAGCUCAAAGGGGAACUGAACAUACUGGCAACUCAUAACUCGGACUCUCUGGCUGAAGAAUGGCAACUUGCCAGACCAUCGCAAAAAACGGUCUUGGGUGUCCAAUUUCCGGACUUCAAACCCCAUACUCCAAGAGCCUCCGAAAUUCCUACCAACAAUAAGGAAAAGGGUAAGAAUGCAAAUGCUCCCGCUAAAGACGAAGAAAUCGACUAUGACGAAGAGUCUGCGGUCCAACAAGAGAUAAAGGCAUAUGCCACUGGACAGUCUAUCCUGAAAGGUGAAACAUUGACAGUGUUCAUCCAAAAUUACCAGCGCAUCGAAAUGAAAACGUUUUGCAAAUUCAAACCUGAGGGAGAUAUUGAUCAAGAUUUUGACCGAGUAUGGUCCUACUUCAAGCCUAUUCACUUGGCCCCAGUGACGGAUUUCACUCCCAAGGAAAGGAUAAGGUUGUAUCUGCUGCACUUUCACGAAGACGCACUGCAACCUUUGAGAGGGCUGGAUCGCAAGACCAAAGAAAGAGAUUACCUAAACUUGGUCAGGAAGACGUUCUACACCUUUGGAAAGGUCGAGGUGAAUAAUCUAAAAAGGGGCAAGCUGUACAAAAUCUUGAGGCCAUCUGUGCCAAAUGAAGACAAACUCCUAUGGAAAAGCGAUCCUGAGGAGAUGUACUGGUGGUACUGGAGAGAGAUCAACGAAAGCGCAUCUCAGGACGAGAAAGAAAAUGCCUCCAGCAUUGGAGUAUACCGAGUUGGUAACAAGGCUCAAGAAAGCGCACCUCCAGUAAAACAAGCCCAAGAACCUCAGCCUGUCAAGAAGAUUGAAUCGACAACGGAAGAGGAAGAAUUUCAAGAACCUGCGCCAAAAAGGGAGAAAACUGAAAACUCCAACAGAGGAAGCGGUAGAGGAAACUACCAAGGUGGCACCAUCUCA